UUUAUUUCCUCUCAUCAGCUUUGCGAAUCCUAUUCGACCCUCUGUGUCCGCAUUGCUGUCCAGAAAACAUCAUCCCUUCAAGAACGUAUUAGCCACUGAAAUCUACUGACAUUCGACACUAAGUUCUGGGUUAGAGAGAGAGAGAAGAUGGCCGUGGCUAUGGCGUUUGCUCAGUCCACCGCCUUCUCCUCCAGAGCCUUGCUCUUUCUCCACAGGAGCGGCAGGAGGAGCUUCACCGCGUUCUCGGUGCCUUACUCCUCGUCCGCGACCGCCGCCUCUUCUUCCUCGGCGUUCUCUUCCGUUGACAACCUUCGCCGCCAGAAAUGGAGGGCACCCGUUGCUUCGGCGCUUGAGCGAGGCGGCGUCAAGAUCGCCAGAGACGGAAUUGAUUCUUGAUUCGAUACCAAUGGUGGUUGGCAAUAUAAUGAAUGUCGUGCGAGAUGAGCCUACAAACAAUAUCCCAGACACUAUAUUUACAAAACUUGGACAGCAGCUUCACAGAAGGAACCAACAUCCGAUAGGAAUUUUGAAGAAUGCAAUAUAUGAUUACUUUGAUUCUAAUUACGAGAACAAGUUUGACAAGUUUGAUGAUCUCUGUCCAAUCGUCACCGUAAAACAGAACUUUGAUGAUGUCCUUGUUCCUGCUGAUCAUGUAAGCCGGAGCUACAAUGACACGUAUUAUAUCGACCCUCAAACAGUUUUGAGGUGCCAUACAAGUGCUCAUCAAGCAGAGAUUUUAAGCAAGGGUCACACACAAUUCCUUGUUACUGGAGAUGUUUACCGGAGAGAUUCUAUUGACUCGACGCAUUACCCAGUUUUUCAUCAGAUGGAAGGUGUCCAUGUUUUUUCUCCGAAUGAUUGGGAGUCAUCUGGCCAGGAUAGCACUGCUUAUGCGGCAGAGGAUUUAAAGAAAUGUUUGGAGGGUUUGGCACGCCACUUAUUUGGUGCUGUGGAAAUGCGCUGGAUUGAUACAUAUUUCCCAUUUACUGAUCCAUCAUUUGAGCUUGAGAUAUAUUUUCAGGAAAAGUGGCUUGAAGUUUUGGGAUGCGGUGUUACAGAACAAGAAAUUCUGAAGAGAAGUGGUAACUCAAAUAAUGUUGCUUGGGCAUUUGGACUUGGAUUAGAGCGACUUGCUAUGGUUUUAUUUGACAUACCAGAUAUUAGGCUUUUCUGGACAACUGAUGAGCGAUUUACGUCUCAGUUCUCUGAAGGCCAGCUUGGCGUCAAAUUCAAGCCAUUUUCAAAGUUUCCUCCUUGUUACAAGGACAUGAGCUUCUGGAUCAACGAGUCUUUUACUGAAAACAACCUGUGUGAAGUGAUCAGAGGCAUUGCCGGCGAUCUUGUUGAGGAGGUAUGCUUGAUCGAUAAUUUCACAAACAAGAAAGGGAUGACCAGCCAUUGCUACAGGAUUGCUUAUCGCUCCAUGGAGCGUUCACUGACAGAUGAAGAAAUCAAUGAGUUGCAGUGGAAGGUGAGAGAACAAGUGGAGAGCCACUUAAAGGUGGUCCUAAGAUAAGGGUUCCUUGUGCUGUACUAUAGAUGAUCUUCUCAUAAUUUUUCCCCUAGUUUUCAAAAGUUAAGCCCGUCCGUUGGCACCUUGUACAUCCAUGUCAUUUUUUUCAUAGCGACUAAUCAUGGCUGAAGUCGCCCCCCAAAUGGUGUCAAAGGAGAGAAACAUGGCGUCAUUUUUACUUUUUUUCUAGUGCGACGUGUAUCCCAAUAGUUUAAAUGAUUUCCGUUCUACAAAUGAAAGUGCAAAUUUGUAUGAGAAUUGUGCAACUCGGGUAUAGCGACUUUCAUUUUGACAGGGAGUGCAGAUCAUUAGGGCCAUGAA
Messenger RNA from Syzygium oleosum, 1834 nucleotides. Its product is annotated as phenylalanine--tRNA ligase, chloroplastic/mitochondrial. The transcript has 11 exons. NCBI's taxonomy places the organism in Eukaryota, Viridiplantae, Streptophyta, Magnoliopsida, Myrtales, Myrtaceae. The coding region runs from base 407 to 1516 and encodes 369 amino acids. Gene Ontology annotation, cellular component: cytoplasm; mitochondrion. Gene Ontology annotation, molecular function: phenylalanine-tRNA ligase activity; ATP binding; tRNA binding. The record is from RefSeq and is a predicted model, not a curated record. Gene Ontology annotation, biological process: phenylalanyl-tRNA aminoacylation.